UUAAAAAAAAACGAAAAUUGUUUUACUUAGAGAAAAAAAACAAAAUGAGUGAGUCAAAGGUAGGACCAAAUCGUCCAUUGUUCGUUCUAUUUGGUUCAUCAAUUGUGCAGCUAAGUUAUUUUUUUGAUGGCUGGGGCGCUUAUCUUACUGGUCGCUAUGCUCGUAAGGCCGAUAUAUCACUUCGUGGAUAUGGUGGUUGGACCUCAAGAAAUGCUCUUCAAAUUUUGAGCAAAGUCUUUCCACCGAAUGAUAAAAUUCAGCCUUCUCUAGUCAUACUUUAUUUUGGUGGAAAUGAUUCAACAGAUCCUGAUUUUCCUAAUAGCCCUAAUGUCCCUAUUGAUGAAUAUGUUGAAAAUAUGAGGAAAAUUAUUCUUCAUAUCAAGGGCCUUUCCAAAAACACACGUGUAAUUAUGUUAACCGCUCCUGCGGUGAACGAGGAACAAAUUAUUAAAUAUUAUGGGAGUAAUUUAGGUAGAACAAAUGAGAGAGGUCGUAUAUACUCAGAAGCUGGUAUCAAAUUGGCCCAAGAACUAGGCUUGAAGUAUAUUGAUUUUUGGUCAGCCCUCCAGGAACCUUCUGAUUGGUUGGAUACAGUCUUCUGGGAUGGAAUGCAUUUAACGAAAAGGGGAAGUGAGAUUGUGUCUGAAAAAAUCACAAAGGUAAUCAAAGAGGCAAAUUGGGAGCCAACCCUAGAUUGGGAAGAAAUGCCUGAUGAGUUUGAUGGGAUUCAGCCUCAUGAUUUUUACUAUGAGAAGGUGAUGGAGGGUAUUAACAGAAUAACGGGAAUUUCUGAUUCAUGUCAAGUUAAAUUAGAAUAAUAUAAUUAUGUUACAUCUUUUAAACACAAUUAUUUCAAAUUUCUAUUAUUACAGGAUGAUUUAUGCACCAAACUAUCCAAUAAAAUAAAAAUAUACAAGAAUCAUUAGAAUAAGUACUAGUCAAUUUCAUUUUUUUUUAUGUGUCUAGAUAAACUCUUUUGCAAAAGAGUAUCCAAUAAAUGUUCCUACGAUGGUUUUGCCAUUUUCUAGGAAUUAGGGUUUAAUUUGCUUUGUUGUGGAAUGUUUCUAUGUAACAGUGUAUUAUGGAAAGUUAUUAAUAUUUGAAUGGAAUAAUGAUUAUGAUAUUGGUCCAUCUUUCAUUCAAAAUAGUGUUUCAAUUCAUUUUGUGGUUUAUUUUAUACAAAUUUUUUUAAGAUUUUAUUUUAUACAUUUGAAUGGAAUAAU
Messenger RNA from Solanum lycopersicum (tomato), 1223 nucleotides. RefSeq names its product GDSL esterase/lipase WDL1-like. The record is from RefSeq and is a predicted model, not a curated record. NCBI's taxonomy places the organism in Eukaryota, Viridiplantae, Streptophyta, Magnoliopsida, Solanales, Solanaceae.